Achroia grisella is the source of this 5198-nucleotide messenger RNA. RefSeq names its product BAI1-associated protein 3 (gene unc-13-4A). The record is from RefSeq and is a predicted model, not a curated record. Lineage: Eukaryota; Metazoa; Arthropoda; Insecta; Lepidoptera; Pyralidae. Bases 1 to 3783 code for a protein of 1260 amino acids. The transcript has 24 exons.
AUGAGUUUCCUGUCGUCAUUGGGCCAGUAUGUGGCCGGCGUGGCGGAUAGCGUCGCGGGGCUGGCGCUGUCGCCGCGACGCGUGCCACCCUCCCGGCACCGAUCCGCUGAGGAAUCACAACCGCAGCCGGCUCAACCCUCGACAGCUACUAUGAGAGGUUUUCCACGAGUGGUGCCUACUGAAGGAGCGUCAGCUCUGAGCGCACGUCGGCGAACUCUGGACUGCUUGGCCCCAGCCGCGCCCCCACGCAGAGGGGGCUCCCUUCGGGUCCCACGACACCAGCAACCACCGGAAAAACCAACCAUGGCCUUUUGUAAACGGCGCCUCUCAUGGCCAGAGGUCGACAACUCAGUUAAUUCUGGAGUUCAAGAAACAGACGGUUCAUAUUUUGAAAGUUUCACUGCAUUGUCGUGGCGGCAAGAGAACCGACGCUUGGCAGCUUUACGGUUGGCCGAGGCAAGAGCUGAGCGACCUCCUCCAGCGCCACACGAUCUUGGCUUACCCAGUGUAUCAGCACAAUUAUCUCACAAGGAACAUGAGCAUUUGUACACAGAGGUUCUGUACUGCAUUGAGAACGCAGUGGGUGCUCCAGCACCGGAUGGUCAGUUCGCAUCGUACAAAGAGGAAGUGAUAGAGUAUGCACGGCGUGCAUUCAGAGUGUCUCCGGAACUGCAUGCUCGUGCAGUGAGGGCUGCUGGCAGCGAACGACCACCAACUGUUGUUUUGGGUUGCUCAGUGAUGGAAGCAGAUGGACUCGAGGCCAAGGACGCAAAUGGGUUUAGUGACCCAUAUUGCAUGUUGGGUAUUCAACCAGCAUCACUGCCAGCUUCUCCACGAGCAUCUGAAGAUGAAGGCAGAAAACAUGGAUUCAGAUUGAGCUUCAAACGUCGCGAUGGACGACAGCAACGCGAUAGUCUCGGAAGACUUCCAGCAAGAUACAUACGUGCUACCAGCGUCAGACCACAUACACUAUCCCCAAAGUGGCAUGAAACUUUCAAAUUUGACAUCGACGACAUAUCGUCCGACGUUCUGCACCUAGACAUCUGGGAUCACGACGACGAGAGCUCGGUGCUGGACGCGGUGUCCAGGCUGAAUGAGGUUCGUGGAGUUCGCGGCCUCGGUCGUUUCUUCAAACAAGUAUGCCAAAGCGCACGUCAAGGGAGCCAAGAUGACUUUCUUGGUUGUGUAAAUAUACCACUGCGUGAGAUACCGUCUACUGGUGUGGAAGGAUGGUACAAGUUGGAAGCCAGAUCGCAGCGCUCUUCAGUUCAGGGCCGUAUCCGUCUCCGGCUAUGGCUUUCCGCCCGUGAAGCUGGCCGACACGAUGACGAUAACUGGCAACAGGUACGCCAGCACGAUCGUCUCUUUGGAGUAUUGUUGGCUCACGAGUUGGAGAGAGCAUUAUCCAGUGGUACCGAGAGUAGAGCUGAGGGUGAACCCUUUAAUAAUGGAUGGGAAGAAGAAUUAUGUGGUCCCGCACAGACGUUAUUACAUCAACAUGCAAUUCAAGGCGACUUGAGUGCGUUACAGGCGGCUAUAGCCAGAUUUGCAGCUGCAUGUAGACUCAAUAGCGAUGCACCUAUCGAUCCUAAAUACAUGUACAAGUUAUUAACGGAGUUGGAACGAGCUUGGUGUGCGAGUGAAGGUGCUUCAAGCGGUGGGAGCGACCCUGGCGCCACGGGUUGCGUCACCCGCGACGAGGAGCGCUGGCUUGCAGACUGCUUUGGCGAGCUCGUGGAGAGAGCCCUACACCAGUUACGUUUGCACAGGGACCUAUAUCCCGUGUUACAUCACCGCAGUCUUAAUAAGUUCGAGUAUCUCCUCCGAUGUUUAAGUCAACUGUCACAAAUGAAAGCGUUCUGGAGAUGCUGUCCCUUCAACAAGGAAAUCAGGACGGAAAUAGUAGGUUCACUCCGAAAAGGCACGUCGGAAUGGUACGAGGCUCUUUGUGCUCAGGACACUGAAUCGGAACGAGGAGAAGACCUAGUGAAUCUAAUUACUCUUGUGCAAAUCGAUCUACAGCAAGGAUUGACCUACUAUCACCCACUGUUUGAAAUGACUAAUGGCGUCCCGUACUUUAGCGUGGUCUUUACACAAAUCGAUAAAAUGGUAGCAGAAGAUGUAAGGCAAUGUGUAGAACACUGGCUGGCUGAAGGUUGGUGCGGAGUUGCUGAAGAGGAAGUGAUGGACGAGCAAGGCAAUGGAGUAUGUGUAGUAUCCGCGAAGACGCUGCCGUUUGAAGUGCUGUCGGCGGUCCGCGAGUUGUGUGCGGCAGCGGCACCCGCGCCUCCACCACACCUCGCGCAUGACCCACCCCCGAUGCUACUUGAUGCUUACCUGUGGUUCGAGCCAUUAAUCGAUAGAUGGUUGGCCGUUACAAAGACCAUGGCUUUGCAGAGAGUUCGCGCAGCUGUCGAACUAGAUCGUGCAGUCGAAGGUGAGCAUCUCGUGAAACACAGUACAUCAUCAGUGGACACGGCGGCAUGUUUAUACCAUAUGCGACUGGUGUGGCGAGGAAUUGGUGGUGCUGAAGAGGGUACAGGAGGCGGUGGGCUACGACUUUUAGAGGCUGCGUGUGCAACUGCUUUGCAUUAUGCUGACCUCGUCCAUGGUGCGCUCGCUGAUCAGGGCUACUACGAGAACCACGGUCAAAACAAAUCCACAGAGGAGAUAUGCACGAUCGUGAACAAUUUGGAAUAUGUGCGCCGCUCUCUCUCGGAAUACGAUGACGAACACAUUGCAAAUGACGAAAAUGCUCGACAACUGGUGCGUGGGGCGUUAGGAACAUUGGACGCUAGGUCGUCUCGCGCGGCGGCGCCCCUGGCUGCCCGCGCUCGUCCGCCCUUAAGGAAAGCUGUCUUCCAUCUCGCCUGGUCCCCUGAUACACUGCCUACGCCUCAGGCUAUUACCCCUCUGCUCGAGUUCCUGGACCAGCAUUUGUCUUCGCUCAACACAUGGUUAUUGCCCCGUGCUUUCACCCGAGCACUUGCGGGCUGCUGGAGCGCUGUACUCAAAGAGGUGUCUGCUCAAGCCGAUGCUGGUGGAGCUGAAAGACCUAGGGUUUACCAUCACAGACUGAGGGAGGCUCUCGACCUUCUCGCAGAAUUUUUCCACGCAGAAGGAAAAGGUUUGCCAAUGUCUGAGGUACAUAACAGUGAGUGGAUACGCGUUGAACAAAGGAUGCAGUAUCAUCAAGCGCCCACAGAAGAGUUGCUAGAACUGUGGCUGGCCGAUCGGGUCGCCGAGCAGGUUCGGACACCGUUACCAUCGCCGUAUGGCUCCAUAUUAGUUAGGGUAUAUUUCAACCACGACUCUCUGUGCGUGGAAGUGCUCUCGGCCCGCGACGUGAUCCCACUUGAUCCCAAUGGGCUAAGUGACCCGUUCGUAGUACUCGAGCUAUUACCUAAAAGGCUCUUCCCUAAAGCGCACGAACAGACUACCAAUGUUCAAAAGAAAACUUUGAACCCGGUGUGGGACGAGUGCUUCGAAUUCGCGGUAUCUCUAGAAGCAUGCCGGUCUAACCAAGCCACGUUGUCAAUGACCGUGUGGGACCGCGACGUGUUGACUGCCGAUGACUUCGCGGGUGAAGCGUUCGUAUCCCUAUCUCGGGUACCCGGAGUUAACAGCCAUGCUCCUCCAGACCCACUGCGUCCUCUAGAACUGCCGCUUAUGCAACUCCACGAUAGAAAUCACCCCAUUUUACAAAUAUUGGAAUCGCGCACUACCGAUAAAUUAGCCAUGGAAUUUGUCAAGAAACAAAAACUACGAUUUGCCGAACAGUAGGCAAUUAAUUUCAAUUAUUAUAUAUCUACAUAUUAUAUGUCUUUCUGUAAGUUCAAAUUCAGUUUCAUAAUUUCAAUUCAUGCACAACGUCCAUGUCGACAAUAUAAGUACUUAUAAAAAUAUUUUACUAAAUUAAAAGAGUUCAAUAUUUUUAAAACAAAUUUACGUUACGUACUAGUUGUGUAUAAUAGAAUCAAGGUUAAAUUAUUGUAAGAUGUAAUAACACAUCAGUAUUAUUGUAUAAAUACAUAUUGCAAAGACUGUGUAUAUCUUCUAUUUAUGAGAGAAUAUAAAAUGUCGUGUGUGUACUUUCAAAACUUUUAUAUGUGUAUGAUAGAUAGUAUGCACCCUCGGAGCUUAUGUCCCUAGUUAUUAGUCUCUAUUAGAAAUUCCCGACCAAGUACUUUAAGAUUCGACGUUACCCUCUACUUUGUGACAAUUCAAUCAUUUGGUAGAUUCACAAGCAUAUUAUAUGACUUGUUUGGAUGUGUAGUACACCCACUUAUAUGCUGAUAUUAAAACCCAUCAAGGCUGUAACAGCCACGUGCAUGUAUGUAGUAAGUAGACUGUGACAACUGAUGCAGAAUAUACACAUCGUACGAGGUCAUAAAAUGUUCUCACUUUAAUAAACUUUAUCAUAUGAAACUCUCUCACUAUGAGCUUGUUAUGAAUUUUAAUAUUUUUCCAGACUAUAUACACGCUUUUGUAAUUUAUAUUGCGGUUUGAAACGAGCUUUGCAUUGGUCACCUAUCCGUCGCAUUAUUAUUAUUAUUAUAUACAUGUCUUUGACGACUGAUUUUCAUUGUUAGUUUAAUUAUUGUACAAGUAUAACUAUAUAAAUUUUAUAACUUUAUGUGAAUAAAGUUCACUGUGUAUACAAUUAAAAAAAAUAUUAAUUAAAUAUAGAAAAAAAUGUAUUGAUGUUUAUAAAUUAUAAAUUAGUGAGUGAAUAAUUAUAUACUAAUCGAUAUAAGAAAUCUUCUUAAAUUCUUAUUUAAUAAGUGGUGGUAUAUCGCUGGAAUUGGAACUGUUCAAUACUUAGAGAAUUAAACAAAUGUUUGUUACCAACUCCAGGUAAAAGACAUUUUCAAUUAACAGUACAUUUGCAUAAUUGACCAUAAAGAAUUUGUUGUAUUACAAUUUCCAUGUAUUAAUAUAUUUAUAAGUACAAGGUGAACAAAGUCCCAUUGUGAAGGUAAAAUACUCUUUAAGAAUUGAUGUAUGCAUAAAGUAUUUUAUGUUUAAUUUAAAACUCGGCUUGGAAACAUUUAAGUAAGAGCAAACAAAAAGUACCACCGAGGGACGUUAUGGAUCAAAGAGAGCGGGCAGAUAUACUAUAAUAUAAAUGAUAAAAACUUUCACCUCGUACAAUUUUGUUUGAAGAAUUUAUGGGGGAAAAGUUUGUCAGAACGAUA